AUGAACGCAUCUCAAGGGACUUAUGUCUUGACAAGUGCCAAGGUGCAAAAGACAGUAAUAUUGUGUGUGCUCUCCGAAGAUGUCGUGCGUGAACUUGGAAGCGCCAAAACCAACAAACUCUCGAUUAAAUUCACAAAGGGCAAUGAGUUUUUAAGUGAUCAUACACACGAGUUUACUUGCGAAAAGAAUGACCAGAUCUCGGAAAGAGUUUACAUGAAGAAGCCAACGACCCGCAAACAAUUAAUGUAUGUGGGCGCAGUAACAGCAAGAGCAAAACCGAAAGGACAUCCUACUGAGGCUGCCAUAAGAAAACUUAGGGCUGCAACUGAAAGAGAGAAGAAACAGAAGCAAAAGGGGAGAAUAAAAGUAGUGGAUCAUUCAGGAAACACAGUAUCAGCGACGAAGAAAACGGUGGCGGGCAGAUCGAAAGCCAAGGAUUCCGCGCAAACGACAUUCUCAUCCGCAUCUUCUCAAGAUUUUCUACUGGUCCGCUCAAAAAUAUUGCAUGAUCUGGCCAUAUUAGGUGAACGGGGGAUUCAAGAAAUCGUGGAGCGAGCAGCGGCUCCAAAGGACUUGUGUAUGUCGAUAUUGGAAGAAAUUGGCACAAGGAAUGGUGGUAAGUGGAAGUUGAAGAAUGAGGCCUUCAAAGAAGUCAAGGUCCACGAAUGGCCGGAUUGGCAAGAUGAGCACAGGAGGAGAAUACGAGUUAUCGAUAAUAUGAUCAAAGCCUUUGAUGGUCUAGGCAUUCCUCUGGAUGCUCCUGAGUGGCGGAGUCUUCUCCCGCGAAAAGAUAGCAGUCACUGGAGCAUAUUCCAGGAACACCUCAAAUCUAAGGGCAAACUGCCUGUUGAGUUUGCCAAACUGGAAGAUAGAAAGAGUGUUUUCGACGUCGAUGUCUCUGACGAUGUGUCACAAGAGCAGAAAGGAAAGCGAAGACGGACGGUCGAGGUUGAGGUUGAGUCUCUGCCUAUUUCCAAUACGAAGAAGAGAACGAAUAAGACAAAACAGCAACGAUAUGAAGCCAUUAUCAAGCGGCUGGAAACCGGAGAAAACCGUGAAGGAAUGGAAGCAGCUGAGAAAUCUGCGUACGAUAAAUAUUGGAAAACUAUAAAUAGUAGAGACGAGUACGAUAAACUGGUCGAUUAUUUUGACAAAAUCUAUAUUGAAUAUAAGGACAUUUGGGAUUCAGCUAUAGUUCAUGAGCAAUGGUAUUUUGAGAUAAUAGAUAAGUUAGAGAAAGCUGAAGGCGACCAACAGAAACAUUCGAGCAUCAACAAGGAGGUGGAGAUAAAAUUUGAACCUAUUGCCGAUCGAAUACGGCGAGGUUAUGAACUGAGCAUUGAAAUUGAUGCUAUUAAAAAGGAGCUCAAUCGAGUAGAAUCUUUCUUACUUGCAGAGGAAGUAUAA
Paraglomus occultum is the source of this 1407-nucleotide messenger RNA. The record is from the annotation of a GenBank genome assembly. NCBI's taxonomy places the organism in Eukaryota, Fungi, Glomeromycota, Glomeromycetes, Paraglomerales, Paraglomeraceae.